AUGGGUGAGAGGCCGACCGUUCCAGAGUUAACAAGCGGCAGCAGCCAUGGCUCAGAGUCCCACCGCUCAAGAGGCAACAAGCGACAGCAGCCAUGGGUGAGAGGCCCACCGUCCCAGAGGCAACAAGCGGCAGCAGCCAUGGGUGAGAGGCCAACCGUUUCCGAGGCAACCAGCGGCAGCAGCCAUGGAGGCAACAAGCGGCAGCAGCCAUGGGUCAGAGGCCCACCGUUCCAGAGGCAACAAGUUGCAGCAGAGAUAGGUCAAAAGCCCACCGUUCCAGAGGUAACAAGCGACACCAGCCAUGGGUCAAAGGCCCACCGUUGCAGAGGCAACAAGCGGCAGCAGCCAUCGGUGAGAGGCCCUCCGUUCCAGAGGCAACAAGCGGCAGUAGCCAUGGGUGAGAGGCCCACCGUUCCAGAGGCAACAAGCGGCAGCAGCCAUGGGUCAGAGGCCAACCGUUCCAGAGGCAACAAGUGGCAGCAGCCGUGGGUCAGAGGCCCACCAUUCCAGAGGCAACAAGCAGAAGCAGCCAUGGGUCAGAGGCCAACUGUUACAGAGGCAAAAAGCGGCAGCAGCCAUGGCUCAGAGGCCCACUGUUCCAGAGGCAACAAGCGACAGCAGCCAUGGGUUAGAGGCCCACCGUUCCAGAGGCAACAACUGGUAGCAGCCAUGGGUCAGAGGCCAACUGUUCCAGAGGCAACAAGUGUCAGCAGCCAUGGGUCAGAGGCCCAACGUUCCAUAGGUAACAAGCGACAGCAGCCAUGGGUCAGAGGCCCACCGUUCCAGAGGCAACAAGCGGCUGCAGCCAUGGGUGAGAGGCCCACCGUUCCAGAGGCCACAAGCGGCAGCAGCCAUGGAUCAGAGGCCAGCUGUUCCAGAGGCAACCAGUGGCAGCAGCCAUGGGCCAGAGCCCCACCGUUCCAGAGGCAAAAAGCGACAGCAGCCAUGGGUGAGAGGCCCACCGUUCCAGAGGUAACAAGUGUCAGCAGCCAUGGCUCUGAGGCACACCGUUCCAGAGGCAACAAGCGACAGCAGCCAUGGGUGAGAGGCCCACCGUUCCAGAGAGGCAACAAGCGACAGCAGCCAGGGGUGAGAGGCCCACCAUUCCAGAGGCAACAAGCGGCAGCAGCCAUGGGUCAGAGUCCCACCGUUCCAGAGGCAACAAGUGGCAGCAGUCGUGACUCAGAGGCCCACUGUUCCAGAGGCAACAAGCGGCAGCAGCCAUGGGUAAGAGUCCAACCGUUCCAGAGGCAACAAGUGGCAGCAUCCAUGGCUCAGAGGCCCAACGUUCCAGAGGCAACAAGCGACAGCAGCCAUGGGUCAGAAGCCCACCGUUCCAGAGGCAACAAGCGGCAGCAGCCAUGGGUAAGAGUCCAACCGUUCCAGAGGCAACAAGUGGCAGCAGCCAUGGCUCAGAGGCCCAACGUUCCAGAGGCAACAAGCGAGAGCAGCCAUGGGUCAGAGGCUUACCGUUCCAGACGCAUCAAGUGGCAGCAGCCAUGGGUCAGAGGCCCAGUGUUCCAGAGGCAACAAGCGGCAGCAGCCAUGGCUCAGAGUCCCACUGUUCCAGAGGCUACAAGCGACAGCAGCAAUGGGUGA
Molecule: messenger RNA, 1599 nt
Organism: Schistocerca nitens (vagrant locust)
Lineage: Eukaryota; Metazoa; Arthropoda; Insecta; Orthoptera; Acrididae
Exons: 3
Coding region: 1-1599 (532 amino acids)
Source: RefSeq, a predicted model, not a curated record